This is a messenger RNA of Ictidomys tridecemlineatus (thirteen-lined ground squirrel), 639 nucleotides long. The record is from RefSeq and is a predicted model, not a curated record. Lineage: Eukaryota; Metazoa; Chordata; Mammalia; Rodentia; Sciuridae.
CGGAGCCUGGCUGCUUCCCCUUGGCACAGGCUGCGGUUCCCUGGUCCAAUCCCCGGUGGAUCCUGUCCCUCCCUCCCUCUUUCUUGGGAGGGACUAAGGCAGCUCCCUGGGGAUAAAGAGAGGAGCUGUGGCCACUCAGCCCACAGUGAACUCCUUGAUCCUGCCCCCCCUCGGGAACAGCCACCAGGAGCCACCUCGCCAUGAAGCUGCUCGCAGUCCUCCUGCUGGCUGCCCUCCCCCUUUACUGCUCUGCAGGUUCUGGCUGCCAAUAUCUCGAGGACGUUAUCGCAAAGACAAUUGAUCCAGAAGUAUCCAUAGAAGAGUUCCUAAGUUUCAUUGAGGAGUUUGUGCAUAAUGAUUCCACUCAGACAGCCGUGGAGGAAUUUAAACAAUGUUUCCUGAACCAGUCCAACGAAACUCUGGCCAAUGCUCAAGGGAUGAUGGACAUCAUGUACAACAGCAUUUACUGUACACAUUUCUAAGUUUCCACAAGAACUUGACUCAACUGCAAAACAUGUUCAGAAACUGACUACGGAUGCUGUCCUGCUCUUUCCCAAUUUUGUUCUUCUACCUAUAAAUUGCAAGACAAUUGUUGAAACCUCAAAAGCAAUUUUAAAUAAAUCACCUGCAAUCACUAAA